AUUAAUAAACUACAUUCUCUAGUCACCUGCAGUUUCCACCACGACCAACUAAUGGUGACUUCUUCGUUCCUGUUGCAUCAGGAAGGUAUGCCAUUGGUUACACAGUAACAUACGCAUGCAAUGCCAACUUUGCCAUAUCCGGGCCAACUACUAACAGAUGCUUAUCUACUGGAGCAUGGGCUAAUGCAGCAGCUACAUGUACAGCAACAGGUUGUGGGCCACCACCUGUCAGUUCAAGUGCUAUUCUGUCUGGACCAGCAACACCUAAAACCUUUUUUACUAUUGGUGAAACAGUGAUGUAUACUUGUGCUACACCAUUCGUUCUGUUUGGCAACUCCAUAAACACAUGCUUAAACACAGGAUUGUGGCAAAACUUAUCACCAAGUUGUGAUAAUGGUUGUAAUGCUCCAGCCAGCAUUACAAACGGUGUGGGCACAUUCACUCCUGUCAAAGUAGCCUAUGAUCUAAAUGAGCAGGUCACUUAUACUUGCAGCACUGGAUAUGUGUUUGCUGAUGGCGCGGAAUCAGUUGUUCGGUGUGUUUCUUCUCUUACUUGGAACUUUGGGGCCCCAGUCUGCAACAAACAAUGUAGCGACCCGCCACGAAUAGCAAGCAAUGGACAAACGAACAAUCUUCUGACACCAGCAUUAUACAACACUGGACACCUAGUUAACUACGUUUGUAACGCAGGUUAUGUGAUCCAGGGCACAACAAUAAAUAUAUGUGACAGUACUGGUCUAUGGAGAUGGCCUGCUGCACCUACAUGUGUUGCGGGGUGCAGCGCGCAACCUCCAACAAAUAGUGGAGUUACAUUUACUGUUAUGAAAGCAUUAUAUCUGGCUGGAGAUACAGUUACAUACAGUUGUACAGCACCUACAGCUGUGCUUUCAACAUUCUCAGCAACUAACAGCUGCCAAAGUAAUGGAAAUUGGCAAAACCCCUCUCCUUCGUGUAUAGUGCCCAUGUAAUACAUAUAUUCCAUUUAUUGUUUAAGUUAUAUAGUAAGGAACAUGAUGCACGGGUCUACUCUAGAGUAUAGUAGGAUGAGACAUAUUCACUUUUAUUGUCCAUUUAUCGUCCCAUUUAGUAGUAUACCCAUUUUCUUUUUUCUCGUCCCGUUUACUAGAAAACAAACAAUAUUUACAGACUCAUAUAACCGUGGCUUUGCGAUUCUAAAAAGGGGUUGUUAAUUGUUUAAAGCAAGAUUAUGAAAUAUUAAAUGAUAAAUCCCAUCUUACCCCACAAUACUAUUGAACAGGCUCAGUAAUGUGUAAAGUUUUUUUUAACAUAAUGUACAUCACAGCACAUGGGAAGGCACAAACCAUUAUUAAACCAAUUCAAAAUUUGUAAA
Molecule: messenger RNA, 1351 nt
Organism: Ciona intestinalis (vase tunicate)
Lineage: Eukaryota; Metazoa; Chordata; Ascidiacea; Phlebobranchia; Cionidae
Source: RefSeq, a predicted model, not a curated record